Molecule: messenger RNA, 1743 nt
Organism: Vigna unguiculata (cowpea)
Lineage: Eukaryota; Viridiplantae; Streptophyta; Magnoliopsida; Fabales; Fabaceae
Product: GTP-binding protein-like protein
Molecular function (GO): GTPase activity; GTP binding
Source: RefSeq, a predicted model, not a curated record
UUUCAAUUUCGGAUUCGAGAAUGAAAUACUCUACCCUAGGACCCACCGUAAGCAUUUCUGCAUAUUUGUUCUAGCACCUUCUGCUUCGUUCACCUCUUCUCCGUCGUAACAAACGCUACGCCGCAGCAAUUUACCGCUGUGGAGUUGUCCAAGUCCGAUAGCACUUCACUUUUCGCCACGUCAAUCUGAAUCGCUUUUGCGUUGCCGCUAAGGUUCUCAUCUUUCUUCCAAAAUGGCGACGGUGAUGCAGAAAAUCAAAGAUAUCGAAGAUGAGAUGGCAAGAACCCAAAAAAACAAGGCAACUGCUCAUCAUUUGGGCUUGCUGAAGGCUAAACUCGCAAAGCUGCGGAGGGAACUCCUCACACCUUCAUCAAAAGGAGGUGGCGGUGCUGGUGAAGGUUUUGAUGUGACUAAAAGUGGGGAUUCAAGAGUUGGUCUUGUGGGCUUCCCUUCAGUUGGAAAAUCUACUUUACUUAAUAAGUUGACUGGGACAUUUUCUGAGGUUGCUUCCUAUGAGUUUACUACCUUAACUUGCAUUCCAGGAGUGAUAACUUAUCGUGGAGCAAAAAUCCAGUUGUUGGAUCUCCCUGGAAUCAUUGAGGGUGCUAAGGAUGGAAAGGGUAGAGGAAGGCAGGUUAUUAGUACUGCAAGGACAUGCAAUUGCAUUUUGAUUGUCCUAGAUGCAAUAAAGCCAAUAACACAUAAGCGUCUUAUAGAAAAAGAGCUGGAGGGAUUUGGUAUAAGGUUGAACAAAGAGCCACCAAAUCUGUCUUUUAGGAAGAAGGAUAAAGGUGGAAUUAAUCUCACUUCAACUGCCACCACAACACAUUUGGAUCUUGAGACUGUGAAAGCUAUAUGUAGUGAGUACAGAAUUCACAAUGCCGAUAUUACUCUUCGGUAUGAUGCCACUGCCGAUGACCUUAUAGAUGUCAUUGAGGGCAGUAGAGUAUAUAUGCCAUGUAUCUAUGUUGUGAACAAGAUUGAUCAGAUCACACUUGAAGAACUGGAGAUCUUGGAUAAGCUACCUCAUUACUGCCCAAUCAGUGCACACCUGGAGUGGAACCUGGAUGGUCUUCUGGACAAAAUCUGGGAAUAUCUCAGCUUAACUCGUAUCUAUACUAAACCUAAAGGGAUGAAUCCUGACUAUGAAGACCCUGUAAUAUUAUCCUCAAAGAAGAGGACAGUUGAGGACUUCUGCGAUCGUAUUCACAAGGACAUGCUUAAACAGUUUAAGUAUGCUUUGGUCUGGGGUUCAAGUGCGAAACACAAGCCUCAAAGGGUUGGCAAGGAGCAUGAACUCGAAGAUGAAGAUGUGGUUCAAAUUAUCAAGAAAGUUUAAUUUGUUAUAAUCAGAAAGAAACCAAGAUGAAAUUUGGUAAAAGUCGAUCAGAAUGCCUGCACGCACUCUCUCUAGAUUAUUCAAGGAUGUUCUGAACAGAAUCAAACACCCCUUCGAGACACAUUCUCCAGGACCGUUAGAUUACACUCCAAUUACUUGUCUUUUUUAAGUUGGGGGUGAGGUAGAGUACAUUAAAGUGUGAUGCGUUGUUAAAUCAUUAGUUUUAUAGGGGACGCCAUUUGCGUUAAGUUAUGGAAUGAUGUAUCUUGUUGAAUUCUCCGUGUCAAACAAAUAAUGGGUAGAAUAAUCUGGUGUGUACUUGUAAAAUUGAUAGGGUUUUGCUGAAUGGAUAUUAUAUAGAGGUGGAUAUCACUCUUUCCAUGCAUGCAACUGAACAUUUUUAA